CGACCUAUACGAUAAAUAAAAUUUUCAGUACAGCAAACGGAAACGGAAUUCAUUUUGAGCCAUGUGCAUGCCGUAUCUGGGCAAAUUGUUUAGUGGUGGACAACGCCGACGGAACAACGCAACUGAGACACCACGGCCCAGUCUGGCACCGACUCCACAGCAAUCGAACGCAACGAUUCAGACCACAAACACCGGCAACAUGACAGUGGGUCAGAAGAAUUCCCUCUCUCCGGUCGAUGUUGGCUACAGUGGUCUGCUGUCUGAUGUGCCUGGAAGUGUGCCGAAUGGCAGCAUUGGAAGCGAGCCAGCUCCCAUUGAAGUGGCAACUCCGACAACAUCUCUUGCUGGCGCUGGCACUGACGUUCCAAGGCCAACAUCUUGGUGGGAAUUCUUCGGGAUUCACAGGGCCAAGAAGGCCAACGUCGGUUCGCCAUCCGCUUCCAGCUAAGCCUGAAAACUGAGUCCAAUGCUCAGAUUUCGUUCAACGAAAUAUUAUACUGAUGUUUUUUUUUUUGGACUACAAUGAUCAUGAAAUACCAAACUGUUUGCAACAUUUUAGGCAAUACCCACUUACAAGCAAAAAUAUAUUAUUUGGAAAUUAAAAGAGCCACAGAAUAAAAUAAGACACGCAGACUAGUAACCUUUA
This is a messenger RNA of Drosophila innubila, 646 nucleotides long. RefSeq lists its product as uncharacterized. The record is from RefSeq and is a predicted model, not a curated record. Bases 62 to 448 code for a protein of 128 amino acids. Lineage: Eukaryota; Metazoa; Arthropoda; Insecta; Diptera; Drosophilidae. The transcript has a single exon.